CCUCGCCUGGCCGGCGCGAGUGUGCGCGCGCACACUCGUGCGCAGGUUCGAAUCUCCGCAGCUUCGCGGUUGCCGCCUAACGUCCGGGCCGCACCUCCUGCUCAGACCAAGGCGGCUCGCGUGGGUUGCGCUGGGCCGCCCCGCCCCUCUGCCUGGCCCAGGCCCGCCCGCUGCCCCCGGACCCCCCUAGCCCGCGCGCGCUCCGCCCCACCGCUACUUCCCCGAGCCUCUGGGCCCAUGGCCAAGCGGCGUGCCGCCGAGCCGCUGACGUUCCACGUGCCCUGGAAGCGGCUCCUGCUCUGCGACUUCCCCGAGGAGCCGCCACCCUGGGUCCCGCCGUCGGGGGCCGCGCCUCCGGGGCUGUCCCGAAAGCGCAAGAUUGACCCCGGGGCCAUGGCAGAGCCGGCGGCCUCGCCCAGCAAGCGCCGCGACGGCGGGGAGAGCAGCGCCCGGGGCGGCCAGGAGCGACCGGACCGCGGCCUUGGGACGGGCGAGCCGUCGCAGUCCCCGCUGCCUGGACGCUCUCGGGGCCUGGGGGAGGAGCUCCCGGACGCUCGGCCCCCGAGAGGCGGCGGCGACGACGAGGCGGGGCACGCAGGGGCCCCGCGGGGGGACUGGGGGGCCGCACCGCGCCAGCACAAUGAAGAAUUUUGGCAGUAUAAUACAUUCCAGUACUGGCGGAAUCCUCUACCCCCUAUUGACCUGGCAGACAUUGCAGAUGUCAGUGAAGACAGCCUCACAGUAGCAGCACUUCAGGGCAAGAGUGAAGUGGUUGAGAUCGACAUGGAGUCCUGACCAAGGAGCCAAAGGAUCUCAGGGAAUUCAUGUGUUCCAAAGUUUUGGAACAGUUAACCUUCUAUACUUGACAUGAUAGUGUCUUUAAACUUGAAAAGGGAGGAAAAGUGUUUUUGAAGAUAAAUGCCUAUAGUUACUACUGAACCUCCCAGUAGGGAUUUGUCAAGGCUACAAGUUAUAUUUGAAGUAUUUUGUGUAUGUGUUGUUAAAGAAAAUAAAUUUUGCUUAGGUUCUGAGUUUGAAGGUAAAACUGAUCUUAUGAAAGGGAAUUGCAGCGGUUUUAGAAAUUGGUGGAAAUCAUCCAACUCUUCUUCCUGUGUGCACCAAAAAGUUAUAUUUGUGGUACAUGCAAUGAAUAUCAUUUUAUAACUGAUAUCAAUAAAAUCCUUUCUUGUAUAUCUUACUGACUCUUAGUUGAACAAAUAGGUGAAAGAACAUUUGUGCAAACUUAAACUGUGGGAGAGUCUGAAUGCUCAUAUUGUUUUUGAAGAAUUUUGUACAUGUACAUUAGUGAAAAUUUCAGUUUGCUUGAUGCUUAAAUCACUUGUAAUAUUUGAUGUUUGUAAAACUACUGGCAAUGGAAAAUGGAUAAAGAUCAGUAAGUUACCGACUGCCCCCCUCCUCUUUCUAAAAAGGAAAACGUUUGUCAGUAAGAUCAGUUUCUUGAUUUGAGUUACUUCCAGGGCAUGAUUUUUUUUUUUUUAUUACUUCAGACCUAUAGUUCUCAACACUAACAGCACUUUAGAAAACUUUGUCUGAUCCCUUUCCAGUGAGAUACUAUUCAGAGGUGAGCUUUAGAGUUUUUUUAAAGCACUGGCUUUCAUUUCUUGCAUUUCUCUAAAUGUGCAGGCAGAGUUGAGAAACCACUAGUUUGGUGGUAGGUUUUCCUGUUUAGAGGAGAUAACUAAUUUGUGCUAAGGUAGGGCCUGCUUAUUUGCUUUGUUAUUUUGCUACAUUGGAUACUUUAUGGUAACUAAGUUAUUGUGUUGCUACUACUAUUUUAUUGUUGCAAAAUAAAGUAAGCAAUUUUGUGUUGGAGUU
Perognathus longimembris pacificus (Pacific pocket mouse) is the source of this 1836-nucleotide messenger RNA. It is a transcript of the gene C1H9orf40, whose product is annotated as chromosome 1 C9orf40 homolog. NCBI's taxonomy places the organism in Eukaryota, Metazoa, Chordata, Mammalia, Rodentia, Heteromyidae. The record is from RefSeq and is a predicted model, not a curated record. The transcript is spliced from 2 exons. Bases 238 to 795 code for a protein of 185 amino acids.